Molecule: messenger RNA, 7330 nt
Organism: Pelmatolapia mariae (spotted tilapia)
Lineage: Eukaryota; Metazoa; Chordata; Actinopteri; Cichliformes; Cichlidae
Gene: chst11
Product: carbohydrate (chondroitin 4) sulfotransferase 11
Exons: 4
Coding region: 68-1123 (351 amino acids)
Biological process (GO): proteoglycan biosynthetic process; carbohydrate biosynthetic process
Cellular component (GO): membrane
Molecular function (GO): sulfotransferase activity
Source: RefSeq, a predicted model, not a curated record
CCUCCGACAGACCGGCCCUUCAUUCCCGCACAAAGCGCGCGGCAUCCUCCAGCCUCUCCGUCCCGCCAUGAAACAGACUCUGAGCGAACUGAUGAGGAUGAGCAGGAUAUGCCGGAUGAUAUUUGCCACUUGUUUGGGAUCCUUUAUUCUGGUCAUCUUUUAUUUCCAAAGUAUGUUUCAACCAGUCAUGCGGAGGAACCCCUUCAUGGUGGAAGGCUGCUGUAGGAAAGGAUCCCGCAAUGCCCUGCAGGAGCUCUACAACCCCACACAGACGGAGUUAUCAGGAGCUGCUCUCCUCCACCAGGCCAGGAGGGAUCAGGUAGUCGAUGCCUGUCGGGUCUACAGCGCAUCGAGUCGUAAGCGGAGAGUCCUGACACCCGGAGACCUCAAACACCUCGUGGUGGAUGAAGACCAUGAGCUUAUCUACUGCUAUGUCCCCAAGGUGGCCUGUACCAACUGGAAACGUGUCAUGAUGGUGCUUACAGGCCGGGGCAAGUACAGUGACCCAAUGGAAAUUCCUUCCAAUGAAGCCCACGUUCCCUCCAACCUUAAGACACUGAAUCAAUACAGCAUUGCCGAGAUCAAUCACCGCCUCAAGAACUACCUCAAGUUCCUUUUUGUUCGUGAGCCCUUCGAGAGGCUGGUUUCUGCAUAUCGCAACAAGUUCACCCUCAAGUACAACUCAUCCUUCCACAAGCGCUUUGGCACCCGAAUCAUCCGCCGCUACCGCAAGAACGCCACGCAGGAUGCCCUGCUCAACGGGGCUGAUGUCAAAUUCAAAGAGUUCAUUGAGUAUCUGGUGGACCCGGCCACACAGCGGGACGGACUCAACGAGCACUGGCAGACUGUGUACCAGCUCUGUCACCCGUGUCACAUCCACUAUGACAUGGUGGGCAAGUAUGAGACACUGGAGGAGGAUGCAAACUACCUGUUGCAGCUGGUGGGUGUAGGUGACUCCCUGCGCUUCCCGACCUACGCCAAGUCCACUCGUACCACGGAUGCUAUGACGGCUCAGUUCUUCAGCAAUAUCAGCACUCAGCAGCAGAUCCAGCUCUACCAGCUUUACAAGUUAGACUUCCUCAUGUUCAACUACUCCAUACCCAGCUACCUGAGGUUGGAGUAAUGGUGGACAGAGAUGGGACUCUGAGAGCGGCUGAUUCGGUCAAACAGAUAAAAGGAAAUGAGCGAAGGGCAGAAUUUUAUGGGAACAAACUUGAUUUAAAAAACUGUAAAAUUGAUGUGUAAACAGGUGCCGGAGGUGUGUGAUUUUCUGGGAAUAAUUCAGAGGAUGUUCAGUCAGCACUGACUGGACAGGGAUGUGGGCUAAAUGGACUAGACGCAUGCAAAGACUGAAAUGUGUGGGUGAAGCAGGUCUUCAUGGUUGUUAUCCUCAGAGGAUGGACUGGAUGAGGGAUUCUCCUGAUGUUGUUCCCUACACGUUUAAGCAAACUGCUGACAAAUUAGGCUGCUUCAGAUUCUGCAAAGCAAACAGCGUCCUCGCACGUGCCCUGACCCCAAAGCAUUACGGGGGCUAAGUCUCCCCCUCCUUCUGAUCAAUAUAGAAACUCCGCCAAAUUGUAAGACACACUUCACAUCUUCCACCGAGCUCUCGGCGUGGCGAGCUAGUACCCAUUAUGCUUGCUCUCAUUAGAUUCAUACAGCUGAGAGGGAAACUGCCUCAUCACCACCUCGAGGAUUACUGCAGUUGAUGGCUACGAUUCCACUCUCAAGACCUCCACAUUAGUAGUGCGGCGGUGCAGCCUGCAGCCGACAGCUCGCUGUCACUGGUUUCACAUUAGUUUGUCGGCCCUUCUGCCACAGCAGUGAAGUGCUUACGUAUCAUUGCCUGUAACACCAAGCAUCCUUAAUACUUUGAGCUACAGAACGUGUCUGGAAAGGUACAGGAUUCGCUCAGUGGGCGCACCAGCCUGCCUCUAACCUACAAGACAAGAGACGGCCUGUGUGGCUGUUAAAGGGUUAAAGGUGCUGAGUCUCAUUACCGCCAUGCCCUGCAUAGAGGAGCUUAGUGGACGUGCCCCUGCUCCAACAACCAAACCUGUUUUUCAGUAAAUGAUCCUCUCUUCUCGUCUUCAUGCUUUAUUUGUUUUUAUUGUCUUAUGAAUCACUGCUGCGAGCAGCAAUGAAAAGAUUAUUUAAUUUGCUUUGUUGUUGAAACUAAGAUGGAAAGAAUUUAAUAUUUUAUUUUCAUGGGCUGAAAAACAUUUAGGACACUUUAGAGAAGUUCAAACUUUUGUUCUGUCAUUCUGACUGUCAGCGUUUUCAUUUCUUGUGGUACAUUUUUGGCCCUUGGCUUUGUCUUUCUGUGCUUCAGAUCAUUCGAAAUUUAUGUUUUUUUACAUUUCUAUUGUCAGACAUUUGGUGCCAAAAUGGCUGAGGGCCUCAGAGACCCACAGUCACUGUUAAGUACACAUCAUUGCCAUUUAGGACAUCCCAAAGAAGACAUGUCAACAAUCGACAUAACAGAGAAAGGAUCCUGUAAUGUGAUUAAUGUUGUGUAAUGUCAAUAACUACACUCUUCAUCACAGCCUGGUGUGUAAGUAUUUACGCAGGAGGGAGGAGGGGCUGCCUGUCACACACUAUAGCGACAGAGGGAGUCGUUUUGUGUUUUAUACCAAUUUGUAAAUUUCAAUCCACUCCAGCUUCAAAUUAAGAGACCUUGUUUCUAUUAGCAGUGCAUAUGAGUGUACCAGAGACGUUCUCUAUCUCUGUGCUAGUAAGAAGAAGACAAUGUAAAAAAAGGUGUUUUAAUUGUGAAGCUUUAUUGGUAAUGAUAACUAACCACCUAUCAGAGCUGAUAUGCUGUAUUGCCAUGUUGUAAACAAAUACCAAACUCCCGGGUCCUGCUCUUGAUUGUGAUGAUAUUGCAUUAUCAGAUCUUGAAAACCCCUGUAGUCAUCAUUAUUUAGACGGUUCCUUUAUCACAAACCAAUCUCAAAGGGCUGCGCAAGCUGUAUAACAUAAAGUCUAACAUUAUGGGUGUCUGGAUCCACAGCGUUAGAAUAUUUUAUUUAUAUAGCACCAAAUCACAACAACAACAAUCACCUUAAGGUGCUUUAUAUUGUGAGGUAAAGACCUGAGAAUAAUAGAGAGAACAACAACUGCCUUUGAAGCACUUUGGCGACAGUGGGAAGGAAAAACUCCCUUUUAACCCUCUCAGGCUCAAAUUAAGUUUUUGUUGCUAAUGCACAACCAAGUCCUGCAGUGGUACUUCUGAGUAAAAAAAACUCAUAAAAUAUGUAUGUGGGGUAAUCAGGUUGUUAGUGUUUUAACUGUUGCAAAUCGGCAACGCCUGCCUUGAGAGGGUUAACAGGAAGAACCCUCCAGCAGAAGCAGGCUCAGGGAGAUCAGCAGAUCUUGUGGUUAAUAUAGUCAAUUUAAUUCAAUUCAGGAUAAUUCCAUGUUUUUGUAUCACACCAAAUAACAACAACAACAAUCGCCUCGAGGUGCUUUAGGUUGCAAAGUAAAGACCCUCAAAAUGUGAAAUGUUUGGCUUUGACGAGAGCGUUCCAGCGGUGAUGACGUGGUGACGGUAGGGUUAUCACAGCUUGGGCUUGAUCACUAAUUUUGAUCUCAUCCUGAGAGAUUAGCAAAACAAGCGUAAAUAUAUAUAUAACACUACUGAUUGUACUUCAUUAAGGAUUUUGAUGGUUUUUGAGUCACUAGCUCUUUGGAGUUGCAGUAUGACGUUUCCUUUCUGAUAGAAUAAAUCCAGGUCCACUCUACUUGAAAACUGUCUCAUUAUGACCCCUGGUUAGUCAGCACAUCUAAAUCAGAUUACACAUACGCCUUUUUCCCCCUUGGGCUGGAUGUUUUAGCUGCAAAUCCCUUCUUGUUGCUUUGGACUCAUUGCUGGUGUCCAUUUGUGCACAUGCCCGUGUCUGGAGGUUCGAAUAAAACAGCCUUAGUUUUCCUUUUUAACACCCACAGACAUCUGGCUCUAAUAAAGGAAAGAGUCUACUGGGCUGGCAUGUUGCCCCGGUCCUCAUCCUCCAGCAGAAACAAUGGUUAUAUUCUCAUCUGGGCCUCCUCCUGGGUCAGGCGCACACAAAUACACUCACACACCAGCACUGCUGCUGAGGUUAAUGCCACGCAGCGUCUUACUCAGCAGUUAUAGGGAAAGCCACGAGCAGGCAGAACCUCACACUGUCAGAGCUCAGUUUAAACUGCUCAUUUUGCGCCCAGAAUGAAAGACAAACAAUGCACAAAGGACCUCUUAACCUGCAAACAAGCCAUUACAGCGGUCUCUCUUCGCACUCCGGUUUCUCUCCUCCUACAUCGCUCCAGAAGCGGCCCCCUGGUUUAAAAACAAAACCAGAACAAAAAGGCUCAGUGUCAGUGAUCAGUACUGUCCAUGCAGGAAAACGCAGCCUGCUUAAGCAAACAGAGCUGCUUUAAAAAGCCCACAGGGACUCCAGCAGCCCUGAGAGGCCCCCGCUGCCUCAGUCUCUCAGUUACAAACAAGCAGCGAUAUUUAAAGUUAUUUUUUCCUCCAUAGUUGUGUCUAUAUUGAAGACUAGCUAGUGGGUAUAUUCAUGUUGUUUCUGAACGACGUCUGCUUUUAGACUGAACUACACAUUUGCUGUCUUCUAACAGCAGUUUUCCUCUUGAGGAUGAGUAGAUGAUGUUAUUUUUCUGCUUUACUUUUAUUUUUAUUUUAUUGUAUUGACACCCAGAUUUUGUAAUUACAAGAAAGAAUCGUUUCAGAAGCGGGAAAAUUGUGUUUGAAGUGAAAUUUCCUGAAAAUUUGAUGGUAGAAAGUUCAAAUGGAAUACUGACUCAGUUCUGUGCUUUGGAGUGGUUUGUCAGUGUGCCUGGCUCAUGAUAUAUACAGUGUAAAAGAUGGACAUAUCUAAUAUAAUCUGAUGUAUUUGUUAGUGACAUUCAGCUAUGCAGGCUGGAGCUGAGCAUUUCUGUCAUUCUGAGUGAAAACAGGAGACACGGUGCAACACCUGGCCUUGAAUUGUCCCAAAGGCUGAGAGGACUCUUUGUCAGUGAUGAUGUCAACAGGUUAAGUCUUUUAGUGUAAAUACACUUAUUUGGUCAGGUCAUUUAUUUGUUUUUUGCUUUCAGAGUUCAGAUUGUUAACAUGCUAAAAAAAGAGCUGAUUAUAAAGGUAGAAGAUACAAUUUAAGUGGGUGAGCACGCUGCUAUUUUGGCUAAUGACCUGCUCGUUUUGUCACCUGUUUCCCCCCAAACGCUGCAAGCUCUCAGUCGGCUCACUCGCUAACUCACAGCAGUGGAGACACAAAGGUAGUUUCAAACUUGUUUUCUUAGUGUGUAAACACAGUCUCUCUCUCUGUGGGAUACUUUUCAUCAGCAGAGACACCAUAUUUGAAAAUAAGCAUCAUAUCAUCAGCACAGAAGGACAAAGCCGGGAUGAUUUCUUACAUUCGUUCUCUGCCUGUGUCGUGUCAGACAUAUCUGAGUCCCAGUACAGGAUAUUUUUGUACAGUUCAAACAUGAUGUCAUUCAUUCUGCUGUUGUUUUUUGAGCUGUGACGUUUGUAUGUGAUAUUUAUGACUUACUUUGGUUGCCUCAUACAUACACACACAGACACACACUACUACUCUCAUUUUUCUGUGCCUUUCAUUCAGAGGCGACACAGAGACACAGUGAGGCACAACACCUAUUUCCUGCAGUCACAUUAGGACAGAAGGCGUACAUGCUCAGUUAUAACCUUACUCAUACCUGCAAUAAAGAAGUGACCCCAUCAGGUAUGACUUCAGCUUUAUUUUUAGAAAUCUGUGGGACGGACAAAAUGAUCCUGGAAACUUUGUUCUAAAACUACAAACAAACGAGUGUUCGUCAGAAGCUGCUCAGUUUAUUACAGCUUGGAUUAUUUGGAGUAUUUUGUCCAACAAACUGGUAAUACCAGUAUCACCACAACAGGAUAGUGUUAAAGACACACAAGUCAGAGCAGUCAAAGGAUGAAAAAAGUUGUGGACAUUUUAUCCCCCACCAGUUGCAAGCGCUUGGAAGUUGUUGGCAGUCGCUAUAAAAUCGACUGUCUCAGUGUUGUAGGCCUCUAAGUGAGCCGCUGGUUGCAAGAGAAACGUGGGUAUUCCCUGACUGGUUGGAGAACAGUUGGAGGUUUUUUGACUUCACCCAGUGGCUGCCAGCAGCUUCCAGCAACCACUUGCCAACUGGUUGGGGAAUAGACAUUUUCCCCUCGCAAACAGAUGUUGCCAGAUGGGUGCGACUGGUCUCUAGACUUAAACCACUUUAUUUUUAGGUCAAACAGCAACAGACUCAGCCAAAAUAUCUGCAACAAUCCCAACAACUAGCAGAGCAGAAUGGUAUGAAUAUAUGCAGCACAGAUUUGUUAUCCAACUAGCACCAGAACAAGCUAACAUUCUGACAGUUGAAAACUUUGUUAAAUAUAACCGUACAAAAUUAACUAUCAAAUGUAAAUCUUUCUAAAGUGUUUAUGAAGUACACAGGCCGAAAACGGUACCUACAUAGUAAAAUCAGAUUUCCAAAAAAGUUAACCAUCUUUUCCCAGUUAUUGAUCCUGUUUAAGAUGCAAAUAGUUAACUUGGUUGUAACACUGUUACUCUUGCCAAUAAAUAUUUAAUAGCAAUGACUCCAAAACUAACAACCCAAGUUAUAAUAAACUGAGAUGGUGUUUAUUAUAAGUGAUCUUAGUCAGUGUUUGAAAAGUUAGACGAGAGCCUGAGUAGGCCUGCCCUUCGCAUGCUCAGUGACAUCUAGGCACGUUUUCAAAUCAGUUAGCAUUAGCAUGGGCAUGACCUGACCUGGCCAAGCAGGUUUCACGUGUCUCUGUGUCGCCCUGACGUUGUGUACGUCCUCCUUCAGCAGAGGUCCCACACCUCUCGUGAUUCCAGCUGCUUCCCGUGCUGCUCAGUGGCACGGAUGUUGCGCUGUAAUGUGUGGGUGACCUUUUAAUUUAAACGAUCAGUGUGUGAUGCUGCGUUAUUCCAUAUCAUCAGCGUCUUCACCAUGUGUGCUGUAUCAAAGAGCUAUGUGUCAGUGGAGUUUGUGCACGUGUGUGCACGCUACCACUGCUCCAGGAAGUCCAGACCCUCAUUCCAACAUGUACCAUUAAUUUAUUUAUUUAUUCCUAGAUACCGGCCCAUACUGCUUCCCUGCUCACGUUACCGUGGCAACACACCCAAAUUUUCUAUAUGUUGCUUUUCCUCGUGGGACAGCCUCUCGCUGUGCUCUUUUACUCUGUUCAUUUUCAGGUGUACUUUCCAAAAUCAUGAAUAAUGAAUAAUGUACACUGUGUGGGAGAGUGGGGUGGAUCCUACAGCAGCGUGACCCGCGGUUUAUCCUGUUUUCACAAUAA